Leptopilina boulardi is the source of this 5976-nucleotide messenger RNA. It is a transcript of the gene Optix, whose product is annotated as homeobox protein SIX6-like. Gene Ontology annotation, molecular function: DNA-binding transcription factor activity, RNA polymerase II-specific; RNA polymerase II cis-regulatory region sequence-specific DNA binding. The record is from RefSeq and is a predicted model, not a curated record. Gene Ontology annotation, biological process: regulation of transcription by RNA polymerase II. Gene Ontology annotation, cellular component: transcription regulator complex; nucleus. The transcript is spliced from 4 exons. NCBI's taxonomy places the organism in Eukaryota, Metazoa, Arthropoda, Insecta, Hymenoptera, Figitidae. The coding region runs from base 611 to 2041 and encodes 476 amino acids.
GUGCGACGGGCGGACAAACGUAUCAUGCUGGGUAGGGCUGGGUCCGAGAUGUCGAGUUGUAAACGAAACCAGUUUGCUAUUCGAUACGAUCGAGGCAACAGCAGCCCCGCGAUAUCUUAAAAAACCAGAAGAAACCGUGUGGUAUCGCCGGUUUUCCAGGACCAACCCUCCACCAAAUCCCCCCCUCACCCACCCCCCCUCGAGGUUCAUCUCCUCGAGAGAUGAACGCUAUCAAUGUUCAUUUUAAUGCUCGAUAUAUGUCUUCCAAGUAACUGAUGUUCUCCAAAGAGGAUCGAAUAUGUUAAAUAAUGUAAUUAUUUGUGAAGGACUGCAGUGACAAUUUGUCGAUUUAAGUGUAUUGUGUUAGUGUUUAUAGAAACUAAGUGUCAGUGUCAUUAUUUUCCAGUAUUUCCAAUUUUUAUAAUGCUUUGGUUGUUUCUGUUGAUUGGAAGACGAAAAGAAGAGGGAAAUUCAAAAAUUCCUUGAGAGGAAUAUAUGAAUAUGACGGAGAGUUCGAUGCCUUUGUGAAAAUUUGGAAGAAACAGAGAUAUAGUUUUAAAAUCCGAGUGUAAAGAGAAAAGAGAUUUAAUUAAAGAGAAAAGUGAUACCGAUGUCAGCCGUGGCACCAGCUGGUCCCGGCGCUACAGGGCCGAGUCCGAACGGUCCGAUAGUACCAUCACCAGUUUUUGCAUUGCCAACACUGUCCUUUACAGUGGGUCAGGUGGCAUCAGUUUGUGAAACACUGGAGGAAAGUGGUGAUAUUGAAAGAUUGGCGAGGUUCCUCUGGAGUCUUCCGGUGGCACAUCCCAAUAUUCAAGAACUCAACGAAAGUGAAGCUGUGUUAAGAGCAAGGGCCAUUGUUGCAUUUCACGCGGGACAUUAUAGAGAACUUUACGCAAUUCUUGAGAGGCACAAAUUCACCAAAGAUUCACACGGGAAAUUGCAAGCAAUGUGGCUUGAGGCACAUUAUCAGGAGGCAGAAAAGUUAAGGGGUCGACCACUUGGUCCAGUGGACAAGUAUAGGGUGCGAAAGAAAUUUCCAUUGCCCAGAACCAUAUGGGAUGGAGAGCAAAAGACUCAUUGUUUUAAGGAGCGAACGAGAUCGCUUUUAAGAGAGUGGUACCUUCAAGAUCCUUAUCCAAAUCCGGGAAAGAAAAGGGAGCUAGCUUCUGCCACUGGGUUAACGCCUACGCAGGUUGGUAACUGGUUCAAAAAUAGGAGACAAAGGGAUAGAGCUGCGGCUGCAAAAAAUAGUGAAAAUAAUGGAUCCGAUUCACCAGACAGAAUGCAGCAACAAUCCGGCCCAGGAAAUGGAAAUCCACGAAGACCUUUAAGUCCAGGUGGAGGAUCGGACACAGAGGAUUCGGAUAUUUCGCUUGGCGGAACGUCUCCGCCAUCUCCUAGUUCUUCGCCACAAAUUAACCAUCAAACAUCUCCCGUUCAUCAAAUGAGUCACAUAGGUCCAAUUCCACAACCAACUUUAAGCUUUCGUUUUGAUCCAACUACAUCUUUCCGGUUAGGACACGCGACUGCUUUCAAGUUUCCGCCGUCUGGUUUCCGAUAUGGACCGCACAGUCCGCAGCACAACCACCCAAGUAUCGCGGGUGGCGGAAUCUUCAGGUUAACUGAAACUAGUCCCUUCCAGGCUGUUGGUCCCAGAGGAGACCUUGGAUCCAGAUUACCAGAUACCCUCGGUCUUCCUCCACCAAGAUUACACCAUCACGACACUUUGCUUCAUCAUCCCCAUCAUCAACUACCGGAAAGUGUAUCGAGGUUAUCGGAAACUUCACGUUUAUCGGACGGUGGGAUAUCGCGGCUGUCGGAUAGCUUGUCGGAAGCACACAGUCCUCCUCUAGUAGCAACGAAUUUAUCGAUAACGGGACCGCUAAGAGUUGCAGUUCCAAGUCCUCACACACCGUCCUCUCGUGGUAGUCCACCUUCGAAUCAGCAUACACCUAAAGGUCAGGGACUGAUAAGGGUCGCGACUCCACCGAUAAAUCCAAAACCCCCUCAAAUUCACAGGCCGUUUUCGCCAGCGUGAUACGAAAGAUCCAACGAGAUCGCUGAUGCGAGAAGUGAAAUUAAUUCUUCAAUACUCUCUGUCGAGGACGAAGGUUUCAAUUUCAAGAAAUGCUUCGAAGUGCUGUGAACUUGCAAUAUUGGGGACUGUGACUGUACAUAGUGAAUAAUAAAUCGCAUCACCCAAGAUAGCAUAAUAUUUAAAGCGGCGUUUUUUGUCUUGUUUUCGCGGUUCAAAUUGCAAGCGCUAACAAAUGCAUAUAAAACCCCGUUAACAUUGGCAUUAACGUCGUUAUGUAUAUAAGAAAUUUAGAGAGGAUGUAUAAAUCGUCAAUCGCGAUCAUGUUGAUAUCAACGUGUCAAAGGGAACUUUUCAUUUAGGAAAUGUUACGUUUUUGAUAAAUUAUACUAUAUAUGACAAACGUAAUCUUUAUAUAUGACUGAAGACUGUUAUCGUCGUUUAAUUUUAUUCGUCACUUUCGUCGGUAUUUUACGAAAUUAAUUCUUAUAGACUAAUGCUGAAAAUUUUGAAAAAAAAAUCUCUUGGAGAUACUUCAAAAUUUUUUAUACCACCAACUUUCCAAAUUAAAUGGUUAUUAAAGACGGACCUGUAUCAAAUACAAAUGGAAAUUUAAUUUCUUUUAAACAAAAUAAUGUUUUUAUUUUAUUUUUCAAUGUGACUUACGUAAAGCAAUAAAAUUUUUGCAUACCCGGAGAAAAGAGUUACAGUAUAUUCUACUAAUCAGAGAGACUUUGCAGUUCAGUGUCAAGAAAAAAAAAAUUGUCGAAUACGAAAUGCACAAACCUAAUUGGAUUAUCCCUAAUUUGUGCAUUUCGUUUCGGUAAAUUUUUUUUUCGACAGACGUGUAAAUGCUCCCUCACAAUUUACUAAACAGAAUAGUCUUUUUUACUGACAAUUUAGUCAGUUCAAAAUUUACUUCUUUGUUUAGUAGAUUAAUAAUAGUAGGAUUUACUAUUCUAUUUUCACCGUUGCGAGGUGCCCGGCUGAAAAAACUUGUACAUUUUCUUAUACAAGUUUUUUCAGCCGGGUACGUUUCGUAUGAGACUGAGGUUUCACCUCUGCGAUUUUAGUCAUCUUUCGUUUUUGGAUAGAUAUGUUUAAUUCACCAUAUCAAAUAUUAAUUAAAAAUACUUAUUAUUUUCGGAGUGAUUUGCAUUAACAAAUUUAUGACUUUUAAUCAAUUGUAAUUUUUUUACUUUUUGAAGUUAAUGAAAAACAAAAAAUAUUUCAAUUACCGCAGCAGAUAAAAUUUGUUCUUAAAUAAUUAAAUUAAUAAUUGUUUAAACGUGCAUCGUAAUAUGUAAUUGCAUUAAAGAAGGUCUAAAAUAAUUUAUCCAAUCAUUUUGAAACAUUAAUAUAAACUUAAAUAUGUAAUAAAUAAUUAUUAUUUUUUAAAACACGCAGUAAUUUUUCUUUCAAAAUAUAAAAAUUUGAGGUUAUGAAAAUGUAAACAAAGUCGAAACUUUGACUUGGAGUAUAACCAUUAAAAAUGUUAAAAAUUCUUUGACAGACUUAAUUCAUUAACAAUAAAGCAUUCAAUUAAAAAAAAAUUAAUAUUGUAAUUAUACAUACCUUUUAUCCACGAAGUAGUAUAAGGAGACAUAUCACCUAUGGCCGGCUCUAACGGAAUGUAGCCCCGUUUUCUGUAUUCACAGUUCUCAAGUUUUCACCAAUCUAAUUACACUUGCGCCUCUAGAGGGAAACCUCGGUAUUAAAAUCACGUGUUUACAGAAUACAGAGUUUAAUACCACAAUAUCCCGCGGUUGGCGUAAGUGAAAUUAGAUUGGUGAAAACUUGAGAACCGUGAAUACCGAAAACGGGGACAUCUUUUAUAUACAGCAAUAAUAUGUCUCCAUUAUACUACCUCGUGCUUUUAUCUUCUUUUAUUUACCAGUGUGAUCCGGAGUAAUCUAAUCUGCAAUCCCGACAAUCACGUUUUCAGUCUUCUAGUGAAAUAUUUUUGGGGAAUUAUUCCCCAAAAUUCUGGCACUAUUCUUUUGGAACCUAACGCACGUUCACAUUUUGUUGCAAUUUUAAAAUUAUGAGUCAAUGAAAAUUAUGAGUCCUAGGGAUUAAUAUUUCAAAGCGAUUGAGCACCUUUGAGUGAUCCGGAUUAUGAUCCGUGAGCACGUCCAAAAAUAAUAAACAUUUUUAAUUAAUACAUAUUUUGUAUGGUUAAUUGGUCCCCCUAUCCAAAAACGAAAGAUGAAUAAAAUCAGAGGAAGGUUAGCAUUGUCCCUACUCGACAUUUUUCAUAAUUAUCGUCACCGCACCUUGCUCUAGUAAAAAUUUCGUGACUUUAUAAUUAAAAUUAAAAGUUACUAUAAAGUCACUAAAUUUUCACUAGAGCAGGGUGCGGUAGUCGACAAGAAUUAUGACAAAUGGCGAGUGGGGAAAAUGGAAACCGUCCUAGAGGUGACCCAUCAAAUAACCUAAAUAGCACAAAAUUUUUACGGGAAGUUUGCGAUAAACUUUCAGCAGAGAAAAAAAGUUUGCAUUGUAAAUUAUUGAAAACUAAUACUCGUGCUGUGCAAUAAAUUUUAAUCAGAGACAUUUUUCAUAGCAAAAAUAUAGAAUGAAAAUUUUACAAAUAUGAUGACGCAAAUGUCCCGAAAAAUGAUAUAUUAUUGAAGGGAACGAAAAAAUAAAUUUGAUGUAAAAAUUUUAAAAAUGUAUUUUCUGUUGGUAAUUCAUGUAUUGUUGAGUGGAUAUUGCAUUUCGUAGCCUGUAAAAAUACUAAAAAAAACACAAAGUGUUGAAAUAAAAUUUUUAAUUAAUUAUUAAAAGAAUUACAAAAAUUAAAGCAUCACAAAUGAAACUAUCAUAAAAUAAUAUCAAUCGCCUUGUUUAUAGUAUGACCAAACAAAAAAUGAAACAAAUAUUUUUUAGUAUAUAUAUUUAGACAACUAUUCGAUAUUCCCCUUGAAAAUUACAUUACGUGGAAAUAUAUGUUACUAUUAUAGUAGGGUUCAAUAAUGCUUUCAUUAAGCUUUAUUUAGCCCGAAGGUGUUGAUUGAUUACUCUAUUAAAAAUGUAAGGACAUGUGACUGUGUUAAAGGUUUUAAUAUUUUGUCAAAAAAUUUAUUAUUAAAAAAUAAAAAUAUUGUAUCUAAUGUAGUGCGAUUAUAAUACAAUUUUGAUACAUUACCAAAAAAUAUGAAUUUUUUGACAAUAAUUUUAAAUUCUCGAACAUCACAAUUCUUUGUUUUUGACUUUUCAGGUAAAUUUUUAGCUCAAUCAAAUGUUUUACAAGAAAAUUUGUAUAUUUACUUGUCACAUGUCCUUAAGGAAAUAAUCAUUAUUUCCAACAGUUAUUAUUAUUAUUCCAGCGGUCCGUCUAACAUAUUAUAUAAAUAUAUUAAAGUUAGAACGUUUUUUUAAAUGUGUAUAAUAGUCAAUGACAUUUUUUUGUCCCAUUUUACGAAUUUGAAAAAUAUAUAUGUAUAUCAGAAAGUGAUGAAAAACUCGCGAAAACGCAAAAUCGCACACAAGGCUUAAAGGGAUUAAGUAAUAAUAAUUAUGGAGCUGUUAAGGGUUUCAAAACUGACUUUAUUAUAUACAACGCGUGUAGUUGAGAUUGUAUUUUUCACACUGCACCAUUGCGAUAUAAGCAUCCCGAGUCGAAAUAUAAGGUUUGAAUAGAAACUGCUAAGUACUGCAUGUAGUAGUACUUAAUAUAUCUUAUACAUUUUCUACUCCACGUUAAAGUAAGACCAACAUAAGUUCUGUUAGGGUCUGGAUAUUUCCGAUUCAGAAUAUGUUCAGUACUUAAGUAUAUCUUACUAAGUACUGCUUAAACUUUGCUAGGAUAUACCAUCAUGAGGAUUUGCGCUUGCGCUAUGAGUUACAGAUACUCGUUCGGUAAAGACACAAAAAGUAGAGCAAUUAUUAUUUUAAUUUUAUUUAUUUUCAUAUAAAUAAAUACGUGUACAUAA